CGCGGUGCCGGCAGCGCGAUGUGAGCCGCGGGCGGAGCGGCGGCUGCCGGGGGCUGCUGUGAGUCCAUGCGUCCCGUACCGUGCUCUAGCGACAUGGAUUUUGGGCAGAGCAAUCUGUUCGGGUACAUAGAAGACCUGCAGGAACUAACUAUUAUAGAGCGGCCGGUGCGCAGGAGUCUGAAGACACCAGAAGAAAUAGAACGAUUGACAGUUGAUGAAGAACUCAAUGACAUUGAAAGGGCUCUUUACCUGCUCAGUUCUGGCCAGGAUGUCCAAGGAACAAGCGUGGUGGCAAAUCUUCCAGUCCUGAUGCGACAGAAUCCUGCAGAAACACUCCGUCGAGUUUUACCAAAAAUCCGAGAGGUGCUGCACGUUGCAGGAGUGGAAAUGCAGUUAACAGCUGCUGUUUCAUUUUUAACUGUACUGCAAGAUGAAUCGGUGUCCAUUCAUACAUACUCCCACUCCUUCCUACACAUCAUUCUCCAGAACUUGGAACACAGGGAUGCAGGUGUCAGCAACGCAUGGCUAGAAACUCUUCUUGCUGUAAUAGAAGCUUUACCCAAGGAGACUAUCAGACAUGAGAUCCUGAAUCCACUUGUUUCCAAGGCACAGAUUUCUCAAACACUUCAGUCACGCUUAGUUAGUUGUAAAAUCAUGGGAAAAUUAACUAACAAAUUUGAAGCUCACAUAGUUAAAAGAGAGAUUCUUCCAUUGGUAAAAUCACUGUGCCAGGAUGUAGAAUAUGAAGUAAGAACUUGCAUGUGUCGGCAACUAGAACAUAUAGCUCAAGGAAUAGGGACAGAACUAACCAAAACUGUAGUGCUUCCUGAAUUAGUAGAGCUGGCAAGAGAUGAGGGCAGCAGUGUACGCCUUGCAGCUUUUGAGACAUUAGUGAAUCUGCUUGAUAUGUUUGACUCAGAUGAUAGGAGGCAAACUGUGCUCCCCUUAGUGAAAUCAUUCUGUGAAAAGUCCUUCAAAGCUGAUGAAUCCAUCCUAGUUUCCUUAUCUUUCCAUUUGGGAAAACUGUGCAAUGGAUUAUAUGGCAUUUUUACUCCUGAGCAGCAUUUACGGUUUUUGGAAUUUUAUAAGAAGCUUUGUACACUGGGCUUACAGCAGGAAAAUGGACACAAUGAUAAUCAAUUACAACUGCAAACUCUGGAACAGGAAAAGAAGUAUAUUUCAGUGAGGAAGAACUGUGCUUACAAUUUUCCAGCCAUGAUAGUUUUUGUGGAUCCAAAGAACUUCCAUUUAGAACUGUAUUCUAUAUUCUUCUGCCUUUGUCAUGAUCCUGAAGUUCCAGUCAGAUAUACCAUGGCCAUAAGCUUCUAUGAAGUUGCUAAGCUUUUAAAUUCUGGCGUGUAUACAAUUCAAAAAGAACUGGUUACCCUAUUACAGGAUGAGUCACUGGAGGUUUUAGAUGCUCUGGUAGGUCACCUUCCUGAAAUCCUUGAGCUAAUGAUUAAUGGAGGAGAAAACAGUGGAUCAGAAAGCAAGUUACUGUCUAUUCCUGACUUGAUUCCUGCAUUGACAACAGCAGAACAGAGAGCAGCAACUUCCUUAAAGUGGAGAACUCAUGAGAAGUUACUACAAAAAUAUGCGUGUCUCCCUCAAAUCAUAUCAAGUGAUCAGAUUUAUUACCGUUUUCUUCACAGAAUGUUGACAAUCAUUUUGACAAAUAAUGUCCUCCCAGUCCAAAAAGCAGCUGCUCGAACUCUGUGCGUUUAUUUACGUUAUAAUCGCAAACAAGAACAGAGGCAUGAGGUUAUUCAGAAACUGAUUGAACAACUGGGCCAAGGAAAAAGUUAUUGGAACAGACUUCGUUUUUUAGAUACUUGUGAAUUCAUUAUGGAACUCUUUUCAAAAUCAUUCUUCUGUAAAUACUUCUUUCUACCUGUGCUUGAGCUUACACACGACCCAGUGGCAAAUGUGAGAAUCAAGCUGUGCUAUUUGUUGCCAAAAGUUAAAUCUACUCUGAAGAUUCCCACUGAUAAACAUUUGCUUCAGCAGUUGGAGUUAUGUAUACGGAAACUUUUGUGCCAAGAGAAAGACAAAGAUGUCCUGACUAUUGUAAAAAGAACAGUGUUAGAAUUGGACAGAAUGGAUAUCUCUUUAGAUGCUUUUCAGAAAAGAUUUUACGAAAAUGAUUUAUUGGACCAAGAAAAAGAAAGACAAGAACAUCUCCUUUUGGAAAUGGAACAAUUAGAAAAAGAGAAGCAGCAAAACGAAGGAAGAUCUGCAAAUAUUAAUGAUAAAAUAUUUGAAAAGAAGCGAAGAGAUAAUAAAGCAUCAUCAGUGUUGGCAAAAAGUAUGACUCUUUCUUCUUCUGGGAGCUCUUCUGGUACUUCAACAGGCAAAGAAGACAAAAAAUCCAAGCUGGUUCGAAGCCAGUCUUUCAGUACUCAAGCGCUGCAUCCAAAAUACAGCAACAUAGACAAGUGUUCUAAUAAAAGCUCUGCUACAGGGUAUACAUCUUCACUAUCAGGAAUGGGGAAGGGUUGUAUGUUAUCCUUUAGUGAUGAUUCAUUUCGGACUCGUUCCACUGGUAACAGUGGGAAUGCUACCUUCUCUCCCAGUUCCUCACUCAUAGCUUCUCGCAACUCAUUUAACUCAGCUGACCAAAAGAGCAAUGGAAAUAAAGAGAGCCAAUCCCGAAAGAUGAGCAUAAAAAACAGAAAGUCAAACUCCUAGAUCUUCUGACGGGUUAAGAAGAGAAUGGGUGACUGCUGGAAGCAGAAAUUUCAAGUGAUAGCGCUGGAGCAGCACAUGGGACUGUAAUGCCUGGGGUGACCAAACGCAUCUUGCAGUGUUAAGACCUUUUAACGUUUAAACAAAAUCCCAAGUUGUAAAAUAAGUGAUGUAAUGGUUGCAGACUUCUAAUGUUGUAGUGAAAUGUAAUGAAAUGCAAUUUCAGCUAUGUGCUUUUCACUGCUGCAGCUAAAGAGAGGAUUUUGAUUUCUUCAGUUAUGCCUUUGUAGUUCAAAUUCUUGGAUUUAGAAUGCACAUAUCCAUUACUUAAUCAGAUCAAUUCACAAUUUUAUUAAUUCUUAACAUCCAUAUUUUAUUCAAGAAAUAGAAGGAAUUGUCAUGAAUAUGAAAAAGCAAUCCUGCAUCUUAAAGAUCUUUCAAACCUAAUUUAAGAUCAAAAUCCAGACCCAUUGAUCAGUUUUAUAUAGAUAAAACACAAACUUCAGUAGCAUUGUACUGUGAUUUUGAAGGUAAAGUUUUUUACACGUACAAAGUAAAGUUCAUAGAAAUUCUGUGUAAGUUUUGUAGCAGUCUAAAAGGAGAUGUCUCCAGAUGAUAUUUAAAAAAAGUUUUAUUUCAUAAGUUUUGUUGUAUAAAUACUUGCUUUAAUUUUUAGUAUUUCAAAUUGUAUUUUCACUUGAAUAAUUUAUAAUGAUGAAUCUAGUUUUUAAUUAGCUGUUAUUGCAAGCAAUCAUGCUUCAGUGAUGUCAUCUGCAUUAAUGCUAAUGUUUCUAUCAAAAUAUGUCUGUGGAAAAACAUUCAAUUCUAUUUUAAAAAGUUCUAUUUACGUUAAUACUUGAGAGAGCAUAUGAAGCUAUUGUCAGCUUCUCUAUUUCAAAAUGGAAGCAACAUAAAUAUAUUAAUAUAAGAAAUAACUGCUUUUUUAACUCUGUUGGUGUAUGAUAAAGAUGAUCCAAUUUGUGAAUGCAUAUGCGUGUGUGGUUACUUUUUAUAAUGUAACAAUAUGAAUGAUGAGUUUAUUCAAAAUAAAACUAGGACAAUGCUGUACAUGCAUGGUCUUGAAAUAAAUAUUUUUUCUCAGGGCAUCUUUUAUAACUAAAAUAAAAGCAUUUACCUAUGGAAAAUAUUUAUUUAACAUAGUAAUAAUGCUAGAUUUAUGCUGUCCUGGGUGAAGUGCAAGACGCUUUAUUUAGCAGCGUUUUAUUAUCUAAAUACUUCAGCCUCUUAGUCCACAGUUGGAUUUAAGUGUUUUCUCUUUUUCUGGUCAUAAACAUGGUUUGGAUUCUGUGGAAAAACUCAAGUUUCAGUUUGUGCUGCAGCUUGAUGUAGGCUCCUGCUAAUCAGAUUCCUUUAAAAGCUGCCUCAAGUAUGGUGAUGUUUUUGACAUUCGGUGAUGCAGAUGUGCUGGCUCUUCUCAGGUUUGGCUUCUGUUUCCCUGAUGCAAACAGACACUUUCCCAGGGCUUGUUGCCUCAACAGCUGUGAUCCUUGGGCACCAGAGACUGCUCAGUGUUCUCAGUUUCUCUUCUGAUAACAAACAAAUCAGCAGUACUCAGCUGUAGAACAGGGUCUGUAACUGUUUGGCACUCAUAUACCUUUAUUAAACACAUCAGAACAGUUAGUGACUUCCUAGAUUUGAACCCAAGCUAUUUCUCCCCUCUAUAUGUAUAAGUAUAUAUAUAUAAGUACAAUAGAUGACAAUCUUUGUCUGUCAUCUAUUUCUUGUUACUGUCAUUUGUCUGUCAUUUUUUAACAACUUUAUUUAAUUCUCCACUCAAUAACCCCACCACAUAUUAAAAUCCCACUGUGUAGUAUUUCAAUGCUCUUUUAAGACUUUUUUUUGGACUGUGUGUCUUCCUUAUAUAGUACUCCUGGUGUCCUGUGGAUCCUUCCAUCAGCCCUUCCUGUGUUACUUCAGUUGCAUGUCACCAGUACUUCCCAGUCUGCAGCAUUGUUUUACCUGCAGCUCACAACACCAGCACAGCUCAGCUGUAUAGUGAUGACUAUAGCAGCAUUCAUUCUGCUAAUUGUUCUGAGGCAGGAAGCAGUGAUUCUUAUUUCUGGGUACAUACAUCCCGCUGUGUGCAGUUAGAUUAGAUAUGCCUUAUUAGUGCAAUCAGGUACCAGGGUCUCCUCUGCAAUUCCUUUUGUGAGUGGCUCACAGUAAUGUCUGAGUUACUGUAAAUGGACAACUAAUUGUUUCUGAGUUUUUAUUUUUAGAGCUGUUUGCCAGCUUUACCCCGUUUUUACCCUGUCAUCUGCACCAAACUCUUUUGUACCGAUUUGGACAGCUUUUUUUGGGAAAUAUGUAAGCUUAGGUCAUUUAGUUACAUAGUUAGGAGUAGCUUUUUUUUUUUGCAUUGUUUCAAAGUUAUACAUAGGACUCAAUUAAAAUGUACUAAAUAUUCAUGAUCUGGCUGUUCUUUCUGUAAAUGCUCUGUUGGAGUCACUGCACUACUUGAGUAAGGUGAUUUGCAAUGGUUUUCAGAAAUAUUUGAUCCUGAAAUCCAAAAGGUGUUUUCAAGCUAUGUGAACAGUUUUAUUCCAGUUUUGUGGAGGUAUGUUUUUUCCUACCAAAGUCUGUCUUCAUUUAAGUGUAGAGUGCCACAUCCUCAUUCUCUCUAAUAUCUAGACGAUAAUACACACAGAAAUUCUGCUUUUAGGAGAGAUCCAGAUUAGUGUUAUGAAUACCUGAAUAAUAUUGGGAAUUAUUUUGUCUUUUGGAGAAAGAAUAUUUUAAAAGCAGGCACAUCAUGAAGUAAUUUGAAACGUUUUGGAAGAAGUCAGUCUCCUGGACAAUGUAGACUUCAUGAUAGACGAUUUCUAUAGAAAUAAAGAUCUCUGUACAGGGGCUGUAAAUCCUUUUUAAGAAGCAGGCUUGUUCCUGCUUCUGUUGUUAUAAGUGGCAAAAAAUGGCUGACACCAAUGUAAGGCUCUUACGCUUCAGUACAACAGAAGAUAGCACUAAGAAAUAUCAAGCUGCAGUGCUUGGGAAUGAUCUUUCUGAAUA
Molecule: messenger RNA, 5715 nt
Organism: Centrocercus urophasianus (Greater sage-grouse)
Lineage: Eukaryota; Metazoa; Chordata; Aves; Galliformes; Phasianidae
Gene: PPP4R4
Product: protein phosphatase 4 regulatory subunit 4
Exons: 25
Coding region: 67-2688 (873 amino acids)
Cellular component (GO): cytosol; protein serine/threonine phosphatase complex
Molecular function (GO): protein phosphatase regulator activity
Source: RefSeq, a predicted model, not a curated record